AUGCGCCGCUUAUUCAACAUAUUUGGGCUGCUGCUCCUCCUCUCCCUCCUGGGGCGGUUGCAUGCGGCACCUGUGGGCGAGCAUGUCGAUCAUGCCGGCUGCAUACGUGUGACGAUCAUUAAGCGGCCGUUGACCACGCCUACAACUACAACAACAACAACAACAACAGCAACAACAACAGAAACUACAAGGCUAACGUUCCAUU
Messenger RNA from Drosophila arizonae, 205 nucleotides. RefSeq lists its product as uncharacterized. NCBI's taxonomy places the organism in Eukaryota, Metazoa, Arthropoda, Insecta, Diptera, Drosophilidae. The record is from RefSeq and is a predicted model, not a curated record.